Ictidomys tridecemlineatus (thirteen-lined ground squirrel) is the source of this 14547-nucleotide messenger RNA. NCBI's taxonomy places the organism in Eukaryota, Metazoa, Chordata, Mammalia, Rodentia, Sciuridae. The record is from RefSeq and is a predicted model, not a curated record.
CUUUCCUUUUUCUUCUUGUAGGUAUGGCCUCACAUGUGCAAGUUUUCUCCCCUCACACCCUUCAAUCAAGUGCCUUCUGUAGUGUGAAGAAACUGAAAGUGGAGCCGAGUUCCACCUGGGACAUGACUGGGUACGGCUCCCACAGCAAAGUGUAUAACCAGAGCAAGAACAUCCCGCCUUCUCAGCCAGCCACCACGACCGUCAGCACCUCCUUGCCGAUCCCAAACCCAAGCCUACCUUACGAGCAGACCAUCAUCUUCCCAGGAAGCACCGGGCACAUAGUCGUAACAUCAGCAAGUAGCACUUCUGUCACGGGGCAAGUCCUCGGCGGACCACACAACCUAAUGCGUCGAAGCACUGUGAGCCUUCUUGACACCUACCAAAAAUGUGGACUCAAGCGCAAGAGUGAGGAGAUUGAGAACACAAGCAGCGUGCAGAUCAUCGAAGAGCAUCCACCCAUGAUUCAGAACAAUGCCAGCGGGGCCACUGUAGCCACUGCCACCACGUCCACUGCCACCUCCAAAAACAGUGGCUCCAACAGUGAAGGAGAUUAUCAGCUGGUGCAGCAUGAAGUGCUGUGCUCCAUGACUAAUACCUACGAGGUCUUAGAGUUCCUGGGCCGGGGGACGUUUGGGCAAGUGGUCAAAUGCUGGAAACGGGGCACCAAUGAAAUUGUGGCCAUCAAGAUUCUGAAGAACCACCCGUCCUAUGCCCGGCAGGGUCAGAUCGAAGUGAGCAUCCUGGCCCGGCUGAGCACGGAGAGCGCCGAUGACUACAACUUUGUGCGGGCCUACGAGUGCUUCCAGCACAAGAACCACACGUGCUUGGUCUUUGAGAUGUUGGAGCAGAACCUCUAUGACUUUCUGAAGCAGAACAAGUUUAGCCCCUUGCCCCUCAAGUACAUUCGCCCGGUCCUCCAGCAGGUGGCCACAGCCCUGAUGAAACUCAAAAGCCUAGGUCUUAUCCAUGCUGACCUCAAGCCAGAGAACAUCAUGCUGGUGGAUCCAUCCCGGCAGCCAUACAGAGUCAAGGUCAUCGACUUCGGUUCAGCCAGUCACGUGUCCAAGGCUGUGUGCUCCACCUACCUGCAGUCCCGAUACUACAGGGCCCCUGAGAUCAUCCUUGGUUUACCGUUUUGCGAGGCGAUUGACAUGUGGUCCCUGGGCUGUGUCAUUGCAGAGCUGUUCCUAGGUUGGCCAUUGUAUCCAGGAGCUUCUGAGUAUGAUCAGAUUCGGUAUAUUUCACAAACACAGGGUUUGCCAGCUGAAUAUUUAUUAAGCGCAGGGACAAAGACAACCAGGUUUUUCAACCGUGACACAGACUCGCCGUAUCCUCUGUGGAGACUGAAGACACCAGAUGACCAUGAAGCAGAGACGGGGAUUAAGUCAAAAGAAGCAAGAAAGUACAUUUUCAACUGUUUAGAUGACAUGGCCCAGGUGAACAUGACGACAGAGUUGGAAGGGAGUGACAUGUUGGUGGAGAAGGCAGACCGGCGGGAGUUCAUUGACCUGUUGAAGAAGAUGCUGACCAUAGAUGCUGAUAAGAGAAUCACGCCAAUUGAAACCCUGAACCACCCCUUUGUCACCAUGACACACCUACUCGAUUUUCCCCAUAGCACACAUGUCAAAUCGUGUUUCCAAAACAUGGAGAUUUGCAAACGUCGGGUGAACAUGUAUGACACAGUGAACCAGAGCAAAACCCCUUUCAUCACGCAUGUGGCCCCCAGCACCUCUACCAACCUGACCAUGACCUUCAACAACCAGCUGACCACUGUCCACAACCAGGCUCCCACCUCCACCAGUGCCACUAUUUCCUUAGCCAAUCCCGAAGUCUCCAUACUAAACUACCAAUCUACACUCUACCAGCCCUCAGCGGCAUCCAUGGCUGCAGUGGCCCAGCGGAGCAUGCCCCUGCAGACGGGAACAGCCCAGAUUUGUGCCCGGCCUGACCCCUUCCAGCAAGCUCUCAUCGUGUGUCCUCCUGGCUUCCAAGGCUUGCAGGCUUCCCCCUCGAAGCACGCUGGCUACUCAGUGCGAAUGGAAAAUGCGGUGCCUAUUGUCACUCAAGCGCCAGGAGCUCAGCCUCUUCAGAUCCAACCAGGUCUGCUUGCCCAGCAGGCCUGGCCGAGUGGGACCCAACAGAUCCUGCUUCCUUCAGCAUGGCAGCAGCUGACUGGAGUGGCCACCCACACAUCAGUGCAGCAUGCGACUGUAAUUCCCGAGACCAUGGCAGGCACCCAGCAGUUGGCCGACUGGAGGAACACGCAUGCGCACGGCAGCCAUUACAAUCCCAUCAUGCAGCAGCCCGCGCUAUUGACUGGUCAUGUGACCCUCCCAGCCGCCCAGCCCUUAAAUGUGGGUGUGGCCCACGUGAUGCGGCAGCAGCCAACCAGCACCACCUCCUCUCGGAAGAGUAAGCAGCACCAGUCAUCUGUGAGAAACGUCUCCACCUGUGAAGUGUCCUCCUCCCAGGCCAUCAGCUCCCCUCAGCGAUCCAAACGUGUCAAGGAGAACACACCUCCCCGCUGCGCCAUGGUGCACAGCAGCCCAGCCUGCAGUACCUCCGUCACAUGUGGGUGGGGCGACAUGGCCUCCAGCACCACCAGAGAGCGGCAGCGACAAACGAUUGUCAUCCCCGAUACCCCCAGCCCCACUGUCAGCGUCAUCACCAUCAGCAGCGACACAGAUGAGGAGGAGGAACAAAAACAUGCCCCCACCAGCACUGUCUCCAAGCAAAGAAAAAAUGUCAUCAGCUGCGUCACAGUCCACGACUCUCCCUACUCGGACUCCUCCAGCAACACCAGCCCCUACUCUGUGCAGCAGCGUGCCGGGCACAAUAACACCAACACCUUUGACAGCAAGGGGACUCUGGAGAAUCAUUGCACUGGCAACCCCCGAACCAUCAUCGUGCCCCCCUUGAAGACCCAGGCCAGUGAGGUGUUGGUGGAAUGCGACAGCCUGGGGCCAGUCAACACCAGUCACCACUCGUCCUCCUACAAGUCCAAGUCCUCCAGCAAUGUGACCUCUACCAGCGGUCAUUCUUCAGGGAGCUCGUCGGGAGCCAUCGCCUACCGGCAGCAGCGGCCAGGCCCCCAUUUCCAGCAGCAGCAGCCCCUCAAUCUCAGUCAGGCCCAGCAGCACAUGGCCGCAGACCGCACCGGGAGCCAUCGACGGCAGCAGGCCUACAUCGCUCCCACCAUGGCUCAGGCUCCGUACACCUUCCCACACAACAGCCCCAGCCACGGCACUGUCCACCCGCACCUGGCUGCCGCUGCCGCCGCCCACCUCCCCACCCAGCCUCACCUCUACACCUACACAGCGCCUGCAGCCCUGGGCUCCACUGGCACCGUGGCCCACCUGGUGGCCUCCCAAGGCUCGGCUCGCCACACCGUGCAGCACACUGCCUACCCGGCCAGCAUCGUCCACCAGGUCCCCGUGAGCAUGGGCCCCCGGGUCCUGCCCUCGCCCACCAUCCACCCAAGUCAGUAUCCAGCCCAGUUUGCCCACCAGACCUACAUCAGCGCCUCGCCAGCCUCCACCGUCUACACUGGAUACCCACUGAGCCCUGCCAAGGUCAACCAGUACCCUUACAUAUAACCACGGGCCUGGGGAGGGGAGGGAGGGAGGCUGCUCCUGGGACCCUGGGGAGCCGGCUUUUUAUACUGAGGUGCCGCACACAAACAAUGCAAAAGGGGCAGGGGAGGGGGGCAGGGGACAGGGACGGGACACCAAUGAAACUUGAACUAGGAAGUGGGAGGACUUAGAGCAGAGAAGAGAACAUUUUAAAAGGAAGGGAUUAAGGAGAGGGAAAUCUAUGCUUUUUAUUUUAAAAAAAGAAAAAGAAAAAAAAAGAAAACAUCAGUAACAAAAAAAAUUUUAAAAAAAAUUUAAAAAAAACAGCUCACAAACCCAUUCUGCACCAAACUGGAAAGGAGAAGAAGAGAGCCACGAGAAGAUUCCAGAAGCGAGGGGCCCCAGUUUUUGAAGAACUUUAUCUAUGAACUUUUCAAAAGAUUAUUUUCAUAUGGCAGCGAAUAACAUUGAAGAAUUUGCUGUCAGGGACACCUGAUAUGGAAAUCCAAUAGAUUUUUAAUUAAUUAAACAUAAGAAUUAGGGAUUUUUCCAGAAUGCUAAAGGGUCAACACCUCUCCAUAGUCAGGCCAUGGCCUGAGAGGCUGAUUUGGGGGUUGGGGGGCUGGCGAAGCCCAGCCCUGGCUUGUUUAUCAGAAAUGAUGGGCUCGGCCAGGCUGACCAGAAACUCCCUGGGAGGGGGCGGGGUUUUCUCUUCUGAGCACUCUGGAUAAAUCCCUAAGCAAUGUUAUUCCUCAGAUGUCAUUAACGAUGUGUGUUACAAACUUGAGAUUUUUUUUCCUUUCUGAAGAUCUAUUUUCCUUUGAGUCCACCCCAUCACGUAGCGCAGGCUGGCGCCGUCGAGGUACCCUGGUGGAAUGUAGCCCUGCGCCCUUGCUGUGUACCUUGUGUUCAACUCCAGCGAUACCAAUAGACUAUUCCUGUGUAAUUGCACAAAACAAAGUGAUAUAACUUAGGCGUGUAACCAAUGCAGUGGUCCCGGUGAGCGAGCGUGUGUGGCCAGCGCGUGGGUAUGAGCGCGGAGGCCACCCUCCCUGUGUCCCUCGGCACCGCGUCACAGCCCUCGCAGUCUUGCUUUUGCAUCAUUCCCUCCUAGUGCCUUACGGAACGACAGACAGACUCGGUGUAGGGAGGCUCCCGCUGGCACCCAGGAAGCCAGCCGGGCUGAUCCAGGCCACCUCAGCUCUUCUGUUGCGCUGUUGGAACAUUCACUCGAGUCUUUCCUUUUUGGUUCUUUUGUUGUUGUUUUUCCCCAUGCCCAUUGUCCUUCUUGGGCUGUUUGCUGGCAGGGCUUCAAGGAGAAUCCAUGGACUUGAGAGUGACGGGGCUCUGUGGUGGGAGGGCACAUCUGAUGACCCGAAUGCUUUGUGUUGAGUUUUACUUUGGGAGCAGACACCCAGAGACUCCCCACCCUUCACCUUCACCCUGCCCAGUUCUGCCCAUCAGACCAGCUCUGGCACUGAUACCAGGGAUUUUAGGAAUGUCCGCUUUGCAGAGCAGCAGCCUCCAGGCCCACCACCACCUUCCUACGACCGUCUGCAGGGACUCAAGGAGGCAACACACACCCCAGCUGCACCCCGGUCCCUCCAUCCCACAGGAAGCCUGGCAUUCGCCACCCCGCCCCACGCUUCCCUCUCCGCCAGCUCCCUGGGCGCUGUUUUGCUCUGCCCAUUUGGCCAGAUCCCCAGCUCUAUAGACAACCACCAACCCGUUUGUUGUUGAAUUCUUUCCUUGGAUUACCCAGGUCUGCUCAAGACAUGAUUUUGGUCUUGGCAUUUGAGGAGUCUGGUGGGCAGAGGUUGGAGGGAUGCUGAUGAGGGUGACCAGGGGUCCUAUGCUGCACUUGAGAAAACACUCUCACAGAUGAUUAAGUCUCCAAAGAAAUCUGGCCUGCACCCUCUGUGUACAUUGGCUCCAUCCUGGAAGUUUUCUCAGGCUUUGGAUACGGCAGGUAGGGAUGGGAAGGGAGUCCUCUCUGCUCUUAGGGAGCAACUCAAGCAGGCAGACACUCAGAAGCCCUCUGGUCAAGAACGGGGCUUGACGGGUGGCUCCGAUUGUUUGAUCCUGACGCAGAGUCCUUACCUGACACCUCAGCCAAGUUCCAGGUGCAAAGAGAUCUUCUGGGUCAGAGCCUCGGCCUUCUCCUUGCCUUUGCUGCCUCACUCUGCAGGCCCUAGCGAUCUACUGUGAAAGGGGUUUUCGUAGUGAUAUCCGCCCUCACUCAGUAAUGAAGUCGGUACUUAGCUCUUAGCUGUGAAGGAACUCCGGAAACUUCCCCUCCCCGAACAUAAAUUCUUACCAAGAAAUAGGUCCCCGGACUGGAGAGGAUGAAGUGCCGGCCUUGGGCCCGAAGGAAGGACACAGCACCUGUGCAAGGCCAGGCACACUCAGUGGUGCCACAAGGACCCGCCUGAGGCAGGGCUGCAGUGGAUCUGCAGGAGAUGCUCCCUGGGGCCCAGAUCAGUGUGGCCUCAGCUGGAGGUGGGGAGGCGCCUGUCCUGAGACAGCAGGAAGAGGCCAGCUGGGAGCGCGAGGGCGCAGGCCUUCAGAGGACGCCAGAGCUGGAGCCGCACCACCCUGGAAAACCUUUCUGUUUGGACUUUCAGCAGCCAAAUGGCCACACAGUCCCACCAGAUCCUCUCCUACAGUUUCAAGGCGUCUAGUCUUGGAUGAAAAUGAGCCUCAGUCUGCCUGUCUGAGCAGCGCUCUGGACUCCCCGCACAGUGCAGUUCCAGCCCUUUCUAGAUCUCAUCUUUUAGGGGAAAGACGACUUCCAGUGUUCUUUCCAUUUCCUUUUGUCUGCUUAAAUUGAAGCUUCUCACUCUUUCACCUGAUGUUUUCUUUCCUUUUCUCCUUCCAGAUCAGGAAUGAAAGUUUCAUGCUGCUCAUGAAGUCGAUAUUAUUGUGCUGAUUAUUUUUGUUAUUGCCAUUGUAAUUAUGUUCAUUAUCAUCGUAUUGCUGUUUUAGUCAGGGUUUUAAAUGCACAUUUAUUCCAAGUUUCUUUGUGUUUUCUCUUUAAUAUUUAAAUUUACUAUAUCUGUGAGUAUAGGAGAAGACUGGAGGGACAUACAGAUGUCCGAUUUUGUCAGACAAAAAAAAAAAAGAAAAGCCCUGGGAAUUAGGAAGAUUGUUUCUUUCAUUUCUUCCACAAAGAGCCACUGAGGAAGACCUACCACAGAGCAAAGUGGGAAGAGUCAAGGCCUUUUCCUCUGCAAAACCCAGCUGAGGCCCUGGACAGCAUGAUCGCCAUUGGUGUAUUUUUCUAAUUUCCAGUAGUCUGGGAGGCCACCUGAGGAGGCAGCUUCUGGGCUCAGGGACGCCGGGUGCACUGACCCUGGAACCCUUAGCUUCUCCCCCCACUUUCUAUGCUCUCCUGUUCAUCCCCAAUGUGCUAACUACACUCUUAGCCUGCCUCAUAUCUGUUAUUUAAGCAAAAAAGCUCCUCUUCCCAGAGCUCACCCAGCCCCUUUCCAAAACAUUCACCCUACCCAUCAGCCCCCCCAAAGCGUGGCUUGCAUCCUUCAGUGCAGAGGCAGUUCCCCCUCCCCCCCCCCAGCCUCUGUCUUACUUUCCCUCAAUUACCACCUCCCCCACUUCUUCGGUCUUCCCCUUCCGCCUGGAUACAUCCUCCCAGCACACAGUUCUCUCAAGCCAAAUAAAGGUGGCAGAAUGAGGAAGAAGCCAGAGAACCCCGAGUGAAGCCACCCAGACAUUGCCACGUGUCCCCCACAAUAUUCUUUACAAGUGGGGGAGCACGGCAGGACCUCGCAGCCUUUCCUGGGCUCUUCCUGUGCCCUCAGUGUCCUGGGCUGUGAGUGAUGGGUGCCCACACACUGCCCACCAAGCCCAGGAACUGCUAAAGCUAAAGUGGCCAGUUUCCCUGAAGGGAAGUAAGCUGUUGGGCAGUGGACAGCCCCUCUGGCACUCAGCAGAUAUUCAUGUCCACCUAGUCCUCACCCAGCAUCCUUUGUCUCAAGCACAAAGCUGUUGCACUGGAAGCCACACAAGGAGACCCCAGCGUGACCAUUAGCUUCCGUGCCCAAACCCCCCACCCCUGGUACUCCAGCACUAAGCCCCCUUGGCAGAGAGUCUCAUAAAAGGGUGCCAUCCCUGGGACCAAGCUUUCAAGUGGGGAGAUGUUCUUGUCCUCAGGUAGACCACAAAUCCCCUAUGGCCUCACCAAGCCUUGGAUUGGCUCCAUCCUUCCUCAGUGAAGAAACUCAGCUCAGAGUGAAGGGAGGAUCGAGAAGGACAGGUCACAGAGAAGCGUUUCAUUGGAACCUCAUGAACCUCAGGUCAGUGUGCUCCCCCAGGGUUCUCACCCAUCCAGGUGGUGGCACCCAUGUCCCUGUGCUUAGUGCCUCUGGUGAUAUUUGGGAUGUUCCCAAGAGAAAGGGUGAGCAGGCCAAUGGUGUGCAAGUCCAGUGGAUGUCAGUUUGGACUGCGAGGCGGAGCAGGUGGUCAGGGUGACUCAGAGGAAGCAGGGUGAAGCGCGGUGCCAUUGUCUCCUGGACGGUGGCAUUUCUCACCCUCCUGGUAGCUGAUUGUUGUGGGCUUGGAAGCCAGCUGGGCUUUGUCCUCUUCAGCUGGGGGACUCACACCUGCCCAGACGCCAUGGUUCCAGAUGGAAGGUCAGGGAGGGGAGAUCAGCACAAGUGACAGAAUAACUUCCCUGGACUAGAUCCUAGGAGUUGCAGACACUCCCAAGCUUCGAACAAGCUUGUGGUGGAGGGUUUGGGUCGUGUGCGUGCGUGCAUGUGAGUGAGCGGAGCAGACAUUAUUGGAAACUGGAGCAAGGAGAUGAGGAGGCUUAAGGAAGUAUUACUGAAGGUUCAUGGUCCGGAGAACACGUGGGUCCCCGCCCCUCCCCAGCUCUCCCGCCAGCUUCUCAUUGACUGAGGGCAGGGUGGCACGCGUAGGGCAUUUGCUCCUGCUGGCCUGCCAAGCAGCUGAAGGACAGAAAUCGGAAAGAAGAAAAUAGCUCAGUGUCCUCAACCAGCAGAGAGAACUCAACCGAGAGGCGAGGGUUCCUUCCGCAGGCCCAGCCUGGCAGGAGCCGCUCUUUCAACACAUUCCAGUCCAGGGACUUGCAGGCUCCCUUCCCCCUUUGUGUCUUUUCUUUCUGAUAUUUUACAGAUCCCCAAAGGGGAAGCCUCAAAAUUGAGCAGGCCAAAUUGUCCUUACCAAAUUGGAAAGGAAGGUGAAGCCGUCCUUUCCACUGCCAAAGAACCCUUCUCAAAGGCACCUCCAGAGAUGGACACAGUGGCGUUCCUCUCUUUCCUUUCUGGGCAAUAAUGCCAUCAGUAGUGAAGCACUUCUGUUCGUAAACUGUUUUUCUCUUUAUCCUGACUUCUUUGUUUUAAUUGCAUUUAUUUCAAAACUGCACUCAUCUUUGAAAAACAGGAGUAGAGUAGUGACCCUCCACAUUGCUGCUACUGGGAAACCGGAGCUCUUGCAUCGACCUGGGCACCGAGCACGGAGCUGCUGGGCAGUUCUGCGGCCUCGAGGCUUAGGGCGUGCUGGACUCCACUGGGCUGGGCCGCUCCUUCCCACUCCCCUGCCUCAGGACUCACUCCUUAUCUCAACAGACAGUCAAAUCUCAGCAGGUCACUAGAGAAGAGAAGAUGGCUCAGUGGAAUUUAUAUGCAAAAGAAAUUGCUUCAAGGCUUUUGGCCCUGCUGCUCAGUGUAAUGACCCAAUCAAGUAGAGGUUUCUGGUGUUAGGGCAGCUUUCAGAAGUUCAAGAGAGAGAGCUAGCUCCAUGCUGGUCUUCCCUUCAGACUCGAGAGAGUUUACAAGAGACGUGGCCCCUGCCGCAGACCCCAGCACAGAGGGGGCUUCCUGAUGCCUUUACGAGUUCCUCCUCUCAGACCCACAGCCUCAGUGUCCAGACUAGCAAUAUCCCUCACAGGAGGACUGGCGAGCAUCAGGUUGUGGAGCCAUCACAGCCAUCCCCUUGAGAAAAGGGUAGUUUCCCCCUCCCCGCCCACUGACAGAUGAGGAAGCUGACACUCUGAGAAAGUGGCACGUGUUAAAGAAAGAAAGCAAUGGUGGUCCAGAAUCCCCAAGUUUCUAGUCUAUUAAUUGUUAGUGGGCUCUUCGAGAUGUGAUUUUGUUUCAUCUUUUUCAUGAACAGCAAUUGUAUGGCCUCAUAUUUCUGAUGUACCUUUUAAUGAUAUGCCCAUUUCCUUCGUGCCAAACACUGUGCUAGGAAUUGCCCGAUGGUCUUAUUUCAUUUCACACUAACCCUACGAGAUUGGCAAUAUCCGUCCCUUUACAGAGGACGUGUUGGGCUUGCAGAACUCUUAACCUUCCUGGGACCACCCAGCUGGUGAGAGGGAAGCCAGGGUCUGCCUGGUUCCAGAACUGAGCUCUGCCACCAGACCCAGCUGUCUCCUAUGUGUAUGUUGCAAAGAGAGUCCUUGAGGAAAUGUCACCCUGUGCCCUGCCUGCUCUGUGGAGCUGAGCAGGUGAAAAGAGGGCGUCCCGAACUGGAUGCAGGCAGAGGGGCAGAAUAACUUUGACUUUUUAGAAAAAUCUCUGGGGAGUUUCUUUUGAUUCCUAGAAUUCCUUUUAGAUUUCUUUCCAGUGUACCAACUAGCUUUAGUAAUGCUGCUAACUCUUAUGAGAGUGAAGGGGGAAAAAAAGUGUUCUUUUCUUCUUUAAAAAAAAAUAAUUUUUCUUGCUUAUAGUUAAUUCUAGAAAGGCAAUACUAAAGGUAUAUAUUUUUUUCAAAUGCUAUUUUUUACUGCACUUAAUAAAUAUCAUGACAGCUCUGAUCUCUGUAACAGAUCCACUCUUCAGCUCUGGGCAGAACCAGAUGCAGGGUUCACACCAAAUUUGUAAAUACCAUGUGUGGGUCUGGUAUCCAGGAACUUUUUUUUUUCUGUAAAAAAAGAAAAAAGAAAAAAAAAAAGGAAGAAAGACAAGAUGACUUCUAGAAAGAGGAACAAAUUUUCUUCCAAGAGAGACACCCCUCUCAAAGAAAUAGAAAACAACAGUAUGUAAACUGAGAAAAGUGAGACAACUUUCAGGAAUUAAAGAAGCAUCUCUGGCCCCAGUGUGAGAUUGACAGUAAUACAGAUCCAUUUCCACUUUGGUUGAAAGGUGGAAAGAAUUCGAUAUGAUUUGGGACUAGAUUUUUAAUUUUCCAACAAACCGUCAUCACAUGCUAUGAAGUGUCUGCUCAGCUGUUUGGGGGUGGGUUUCUCAUUUCUCGUUUCCUUUAGAAACUUCUUGGUUGACUGGCUCCAGGCUUGUUUGCCUAAAUUCUUAGGUAGUUUACACAAGUUCUAGAAUCUUUUUAGAACUUUAACUCCAUUGGAAACAAACCCAACUGGUCAGAAUGGGAAUUCCUGGUUGUGUCAACAGGUAUUCUGGAAUUCUGACAGAACACCUAAAGAUUCUUUUAGAAGAUUCUAGAUACAUUAUCUUACACAAACUGUGACCUAACGGCAAUAAUUACCUCAAACGUGGGCAUUCAUCCUGGGUUUAGCCUUUUUUGAAAUCAUGUAGCCAGCUUGAUCUUGGGAUUUAAAAAGCUAUGAAUUCUGGGUGGGCUGAAAAUAAUGAUUAGCACACAGUCCCUGGUCAUCGUUGCUUAAGUGAAUUCUGAAAAUAGUUACAACAAGAAUGAAACCAAGGAAGAGAUCAUUCUUUGUGUUAUAAUCAAAUAUGAUGUUCAAACGCACAUGGAGCAUGUAUGUUUUUAGCUACUGUAAAAUGCUGUUAGCUUUCUGGGAUAUCAAGAGAAUCUCAUUUAUAUGAGUAAACUGAAUAAUUGACUGUGGAUACUUAAGCAUAUCUCUGGCUACAUUUUAUAGUUAAAGUGUUUUAUAGUUUACAUUUAAACUGGUACUUUUUAAAGACAAUUUCUGUUUCUAACUGACUUCUUCAAACCCCCUCGAUGGUUUGCCUCCUUGGGUUGGAGGCCAUGUCUCCAAAGGCAGGUGUUUUGCCCGUUCUGUUCUGUCCCCCAGUACGUGCGUUUUCCUCCAUAUUGUUGGUUUCCAAGUGAACUUGAGAGAAUGUGAAAGGAAGUCCAGCUGGAGUGGGAGGGGCGUGUCCUGACCUGGGCAGAUGCAGUCUCUCGCCUUGUUGGGCCAGCAUUUGUCUUCAAGGCCUUGUCCUUGACACCUUGGAGGAGGCAGUGAGAACUGAUUCCUGGUUCCUUGAUUUUUGUCUUGACUGAAUAUUUAACUUAUUAUAGAUCCACUCACUUCUACUCACUAGGCAGUAGAAGACACUGGGAUUUAGGUGGCCCUGAGGGUACCACUAUUCACUCUGGGGCCCUGCUGGUAUCCCUGUCAGUGUUUUGCAAGGGAGAACCGUGUGUCCCUGUGGCCCUGUUCUCUGGCUGGGACUUCCAUACAACUGCUGUCUUUUACUCAUUUUCUCUUUUAAAACAAAAUCCCUGUAAAAAGGACAGGUGUACAUGUUGCCUAAUGUCAAGCUGAGAUGUGAAGCUGGGCCUGGUGGGAGGGACUUGGGGUUCCACUCAGAGACUGCACGCACUGCUCAGCCAAAGGAGCUGGGAUCGAGGGGCAGCCCAGGGCCUUCCCCUGACACCCAGUCUGUAGGGAGGGGAUGUGGAAGGUCAUGAGAGAGGCUUCAGACACAGAGCAGGCCCCACAGUCAGGCAGGAGCAGCCUGGGGAGCUGCCAGUUCUGCUGAGAGCCUAGUUUGGUUUUCAUUGUGCCACCACCAAACUGUGGAGGACCCAUUGUGACCCUUCCUCCAGCAGCAGAGACCUUGAAAACUGCGGAGUACCUGGGACCAGGGAACUCUUCACACCACGCGUUGGCUUUUCCAGGUGAGCCUCGCUGACAGGCUGUGUUCCUGUGGCUUUGUUAGAUCGUCAGUGGAGGAUGUUCUCAUCUCACUCCUCUCAGCCUUCCUCCCACGGUCCUGUGGGUGCCUGUUCCUUUGCACUAACUGGCCACAUGAAUUUUGUGUUAUUGUCUUUGGGGCUUACCCUCAUUUUUUAAAACUAGAGAUAUAGAAAUUCACUUUUCCUUUUUUUAUUUUUUUAAUUUGAAAAGUGCAUUGUAUCUGAAAAAGGGCUCAGCCAUUGCUCUCUCUAGUUUCCUUUCACCCAGUUUCCAAACAAACCUCUCCUGGCGCCUCCCUCCCCCUGCUUCCUUGUUUUGGGUCACUGUCCCUUGUGGCCACCUCUGCCUCUGCCCUGCUGUCACUACAACCCUGUGCCCCGCCACCCAGGACUCCAGAAGUCAAGAGUCAGCAAGAAGGGCCCGCUUGGCCUCAAGAGCGGUCCUGCCUCCCUCCGCUGCUUGCCGCUGAGGGCAGAGGACUUACUCUUGCUGUUUCGGGAGGCGGGCUCAGGUUAGAAGGAAGAACUUGGGACGUGGAAAGGGAUUAGACUGUGCCAUCUUCUGUAGUUUUGGAGCAUAAAGCAUCCCCCCCACCGACCCUACCCUUCAAAGCAGAUGUCCCCAUUUGCUCUGCCUUCAGAUCUGUGGGCUUCCCACCCUCCACAGUCCCUCACUUCGGUGUCACUACUCUUAAAAGCUUUCUUUCUCCCAUGGGUCUCCCAGGGCACAGUCCUCUCUGGGACCCACAGCAUCUCUUCACCUCUGCGUGUGCAUUUUUUUAACCAAAUGAAGUGGACAAGAAAGGCAUCCCUGGGGCAGCAGAACUAGUUGAGUAGGAGCCCUGUGUAGAUAGAGACGUUGAUCUGUAUGUUUGUGUAUAUAUAUCAAACCAAACUCCUGACAGGGAAAGUACAGCUUUACAGAAGAGGAGAGAGGGGCUUGAGAGGUUGGAUGGGGCAGCCAUGGAGUGUCCAAGGAGCGCACAGUGUCCCUGCUCCUGCACGGCCCUAUUCUCCACCUCGCCACAGUGGGGCCAGGGACCCCAAGGGUGCUGGUGCUCUCUCAGGGUCCCCAGCAUCAAGGGCAUAAACGGGUGAGGGGGCAUCCGAUCAGAAGGACUGGAAUUUUCCAUCCCGUUUUGCUUUGACCACAUGUAUUGAGCUGCAGCCUGAUAUUAUAUCAUGUUUCCAAAAACGGUAUCCAUUAAGAUGGAAGAGAAGAGAUCCCUAGAAAUGUUUACCUUUCCACCGCCCAUGACUUCAGGACACUGGAUAGAAAGACACACUCCCCAGAUAACAGGGAAGAGGAGACCUGGUGACACGCAGUCCCCAGUCCAAGGAACGUGGCUCCCUCCCCAAGGUCAUCUCACCUAGACCAUUCUCUACCAGGUCAUCUCAGCUCAAUCUCAAUAACCCCAUAAACCCUGGUCCGUUGUGUUCCUUCACUGUACGGUUUCUGUAAUAAAAAGUGUUAAUCCACGUUAAUCUGUGUGAAAAUUAUUGCGUGCAACGGUAUUUUCUCGUGUACCUCUUUUCCUCUGUGAAUUGUCCCUCUUUUCUUUUUUAUUUAUAAACGUCUACUUUUUUUUUUUUUAAAGACAACCCAAUGUGUUGUAGACCUAUAUGUAACCUAUUCCUUAGUCUCAUAUUAUAGGUAUGUUAUAAGAAUGGAUAUUUUACUUGGCUUUAGAAUGUUUUACAAGAAAACUAAUUCUUAACUGAUCGAGUCCUUGCUACUAAAAUGCUUGUGUUUUUCAUCAUGAUGUCGUGUGCUUCUAAAUUAAUAAUCAUUUUCGUUGUAGAAAAAUGGAGUGAAUUUAUAUUAGUCUUGGAAACUAAUAAUAGCAUUGUAAAUUUAUGAGAUGAUUUUAACAGAAAAAAAUUAUAGAAGAAUAUAGUUAUUUUAAUUGUAAUAUUACUAACUGUAGGGUGAGAAGGGGGGGUCCCGUUGUGGUGAACUAUGUUAUAGCUUGUUACUCACAGUUUCUUUUUUGAUCAUUUUUUCGGUCUCUGAAGUGAAACGAGUUAUUAAUUAAAAUUUGUAAACUCACAUAUGCAUAUUGUAUAUGUGUAGAAAUGUAAUCACACUUUGUCUUGGAAUUACAUUAAACUGUUUGGAAUCACUGUA